Cetraspora pellucida is the source of this 594-nucleotide messenger RNA. The record is from the annotation of a GenBank genome assembly. NCBI's taxonomy places the organism in Eukaryota, Fungi, Glomeromycota, Glomeromycetes, Diversisporales, Gigasporaceae.
AUGAGUACCAAGUUUCUUAUUGACAUAGCUGAAGAUUAUAAACAGCUGUAUGAAACUAGGGAAAAUUAUGAUGUAAUUAUUUACGCCGGUGAAGAGCCAAAUACUGAAGAAAUUCAUGCACACUCUUUGGUUCUUCGUACCAGAUCUGCUUAUUUUCGUGGUGCUUUUACUUCUGGUUGGGCAACAAAAGACGAAGAUACUGGAUGUUUCAUCUUUAAGAAGCCUAAUAUCUCUUCAUCAAUUUUUGAACUUCUUCUUAAAUUUUUAUAUUGCGGGGAAGCUGAUAUUUAUGAUCAAGAAGGAGAGACUAUUUUGGAUCUUCUGGUUGCUUCAGAUGAAUUUGGUCUUACAAAACUUAUUGACCAUAUCCAGCAAUAUUUUGUUGAAAAUCAGAAAAAUUUUUUACAAAAAAAUCCUGUAGGGACACUUCACAUUGCUGCUCGUCAUGAAGCCUUUAAUGAACUUUUAAAAUUUUCUUUAGAAACUAUUUGUGCUAAUCCUGACAUUCUAUUUAGUACAAAUAAUAAUAAUGGAUAUUAUCCUAAUAUUGGCAUUCAAAAUGGUACCCAAAUUGAGGAUUAUGAAGUGUUUCAA